Messenger RNA from Rhopalosiphum maidis (corn leaf aphid), 1561 nucleotides. Its product is annotated as GPN-loop GTPase 2. The transcript has 7 exons. Bases 587 to 1486 code for a protein of 299 amino acids. Gene Ontology annotation, molecular function: GTPase activity. The record is from RefSeq and is a predicted model, not a curated record. Lineage: Eukaryota; Metazoa; Arthropoda; Insecta; Hemiptera; Aphididae. Gene Ontology annotation, cellular component: cytoplasm.
CAUUAAAAUAUUUUGUACCUGAAUUUUAACUUGAAAUUUUCGAGCACCCGGUUCUUUAGAUGUUCUAGUCUAGUCUUAAUCUUUUAUCUAUGGUUCUAGUAGUCUAGUGUUUAGUUAUUAGAUCUAAUUGUUGAAUUUUUCCGAUUAUAGCGUCAGUGCCAAUUCGCCGAGUAUAUUGCAAAAAAAAGUAUAUUUUUACUCUAUUAUUUCGUGAGUUUUAGAAUGCCAGUUGUGCAAAAUGAACUUUAAAACUGUAGCAGCUCUACUGGACGGUGUGCACACAGAUUUUGUGGUGUCGGUUUUCGAGGACACUAUUUUUAUUGCGGUUACUCAAAAUUCAAAACUAGGAACAUUGUAUUUAGUCAAGCCAGAUUGUUAUUCAUCAGAAGAUCAAGGAUACGACAUUAAAGUGCUAUUUGGCCGAGACGACGAUACGCAAACUUCAAAUAUUGUUAGUUUAAUGCGAGGAUUAAACGUCGAUUGCAAAACAAUUAUUUCUCUUAUGAUAAAUAAUAAUAACUUCAGAACUUUAAGAGCUAUACAACAAGUCUUAUCCUAUUUGAUGUAAAAAGUUAACUUACCAAACAUGCCUCUUUAUGGUCAGGUCAUCAUUGGACCACCUGGCAGUGGAAAAACUACGUAUUGUGAUGAAAUGAGCAAGUACUUACAAGAAAUAGGCAGACGAGUAGCUAUAAUCAAUAUAGAUCCAGCCAAUGACUCAUUGUGUUACAAAGCAGCAAUUGAUAUAUCAGAACUUAUUACUGUUGAAGAUGUUAUGGAUUAUGUAAAUUUAGGACCCAAUGGAGCUUUAAUUUAUUGUAUAGAAUACUUGGAAAAGAGGCUUGAUUGGUUGUUGGAAAAAUUGAGGAAAUUAACUGAUUUUUAUUUAUUUUUUGACUGUCCUGGACAGGUAGAAAUAUACACUCAUCAUAACUCAAUGAAAAAUAUUAUGUCUGCAAUUAAAAAUGAAUUAGAUUUGCGAUUAUGUUGUGUCCAACUCAUUGAUUGUCAUUAUUGCAGUGAUCCAGGUAAAUACAUAUCAGCACUUUUGAUGUGUACAUCUACUAUGUAUCAAAUGGAAUUACCCCAUGUGAAUAUAUUAUCAAAAAUAGAUAUAGCUGUUAAACAUAAGUCUAAGCUAUUAUUUAAUUUGGAUUAUUAUACAGAUGUAUUGAGUCUUGAUCAUUUAUUAGAUGCAUUGCAAAAUGAUCCUCAAACUUCUAGAUAUCAUCGUUUAAAUAAAGCUAUAGUUAGCCUGAUUGAGGGGCAAAAUAUUGUUUCAUUUGUACCACUUAAUGUGAAGGAUAAACGUACAUUAGAAUUAGUGAGAAAAAACAUCGAUAGAGCAAAUGGGUAUAUUUUCAAUCCUGAAGAGAAUCAGAAUGCUGAAAUGUUAAACUCUGUUAUGCAACUGGAUAUCAACGAUUUAACUCUCGACGUUUUAGAAGAUUUACCUAAAUCCAAUUCAUUAGAUGAAAUGAUGUAAAAUUAAACUUUAUUUCCCUCUUGUAAUAAUAUGGUCUUUAUAUAAAUAUAUACUAAAUAAAGCAUUUUUUUUUUU